Epinephelus moara (kelp grouper) is the source of this 3664-nucleotide messenger RNA. RefSeq names its product hamartin-like. The coding region runs from base 19 to 1473 and encodes 484 amino acids. Gene Ontology annotation, cellular component: TSC1-TSC2 complex. The record is from RefSeq and is a predicted model, not a curated record. Lineage: Eukaryota; Metazoa; Chordata; Actinopteri; Perciformes; Serranidae. Gene Ontology annotation, biological process: regulation of cell cycle; negative regulation of cell population proliferation; negative regulation of TOR signaling. The transcript is spliced from 8 exons.
UCGGUGGUGAAUAAGUCGAUGGAUCGGAGUCAUUUUGGAGGCCCCGCCCAGGGGGAGGAGCUUCAGUCUCUGAGGAGUCAGCUCUUAUUGGUCCACAGUCAGCUGCAGUACGAACGCUUCAAACGCCAACAGCAUGCCGUCAGAAACCGCCGCUUGCUGCGGAGGGUCAUCAACGCCACCUCGCUGGAGGAGCACAGCGUCGCCAUGAAGGGUCAGCUGAGCGCUCAGGACGAAGAGAUUCGCUGUCUGAAGUCGAGUCUGCAGGAAGAACAGAGACGAUACACACAACUGCAGCAGGACACACAGACACACACUGAGCAGCUGAACACACACAUCAGACAGCUGCUGCUGCAACAACAGGACGAACUGAGGGACAGGCAGAGACUGCAGAGUGAGCUUCAGGAGUGUCACAGCAGGCUGAGGGAUCUGGAGGCGGAGCUUCAGAGAGCCAAUAACAAGGCUUACAAUGCAGAACACCAGCUGACGGAGCUGUCCAUCAAGCUGUGCAGCAGUGAGCAGCUGCAGCAGCAGAUCUUCUUGUUGAACCAGCAGCUCGUCCUGAUGAGAGAAACUAACAGAGCUCUGAGCGACCAGCUGGAGGGAGGAGAGACACACACACACACUGAGGCGUCCAUGCUGCAGUGCAGUGUGGGUAAGGAGUACCUGCGUCUGAAGGACAGUGACGUCCAGCACAGACAGAAGCUGGAAGCAGCCAAUCACAGGAUAGCAGAGCUGGAGGGUCAGCUGACCAAGAAGGACCAGCUGAUCCUGGACCUGAAGAAACUCCUGGAGGACACCAAGGUCCAGAGCAGAGGCGAGCUGUCGGCCUGUGAGAGUCGCUACGUCGCUCUGAGGAGAGUCACCCAGACGCUUCAGACCGAGACGCUGCACCUGUACAGCCAGCUCCACCUGGACACUCACACGCACAGCCGGCCUCAGGAUGUCAGGCCAAAUGGGGGCAGCGUUGCCUUACCAGCUCCUGAGGGCAGCCACAAGUCCCGCCCCUCCUCCUCUUCUUCUGUUGGUAUAUUAAAUGGAGCCGUGGAGACCCUCUCCACCUCCCCCCUGCACCUCCCCUCCUGCUCCUCCUCCCCCCUGUCCCUCUCCCCUAUCGACUCCCCCCUCGCUGUCGGCUCCUUCCUGGAGCAGCAUGCACGGCAGCUGUUCAGACCAGCCAAUCAGAGCCAGGAGGAGGAGGAGCAACAGGAGGGGGAGGAAGAGGAAAAGGAAGAGGAGGUGGAGGAGAAGGACGAGGAGGAGGUCCAGCCAGACAGCCCUCCUCUGGGUCAGGAGGCGGAGGAGGCCAACUUCCUCGCAGGAAGUCCUCAGACGGUGCCUCCAAACCGUGCUGCAGCUCCCAGCCUGCCUCCCUCUGGACCUCCUGCGCCUCCUGCUGACCUGACGCUCGCCGUCCGACAGAGGAGACACGAACUCAGCAUCAUGGACUACGACGAGACGCUGCCAGAGUACUGAUGGAGGGUUGACAGGAGGCUGAUGGAGGGUUGACGGGGCUGAUGGAGGGUUGACAGGAGACUGAUGGAGGGUUGACAGGAGACUGAUGGAGGGUUGACGGGAGGCUGAUGGAGGGUUGACAGGAGGCUGAUGGAGGGUUGACAGGAGACUAAUGGAGGGUUGACAGGAGACUGAUGGAGGGUUGACAGGAGACUGAUGGAGGGUUGACAGGAGACUGAUGGAGGGUUGACAGGAGACUGAUGGAGGGUUGACAGGAGACUGAUGGAGGGUUGACAGGAGACUGAUGGAGGGUUGACAGGAGACUGAUGGAGGGUUGACAGGAGACUGAUGGAGGGUUGACAGGAGACUGAUGGAGGGUUGACAGGAGACUGAUGGAGGGUUGACAGGAGACUGAUGGAGGGUUGACAGGAGACUGAUGGAGGGUUGACAGGAGACUGAUGGAGGGUUGACAGGAGACUGAUGGAGGGUUGACAGGAGACUGAUGGAGGGUUGACAGGAGACUGAUGGAGGGUUGACAGGAGACUGAUGGAGGGUUGACAGGAGACUGAUGGAGGGUUGACAGGAGACUGAUGGAGGGUUGACAGGAGACUGAUGGAGGGUUGACAGGAGACUGAUGGAGGGUUGACAGGAGACUGAUGGAGGGUUGACAGGAGACUGAUGGAGGGUUGACAGGAGACUGAUGGAGGGUUGACGGGAGACUGAUGGAGGGUUGACAGGAGACUGAUGGAGGGUUGAAGGGAGACUGAUGGAGGGUUGACAGGAGACUGAUGGAGGGUUGACGGGAGACUGAUGGAGGGUUGACAGGAGACUGAUGGAGGGUUGAUGGGGCUGAUGGAGGGUUGACAGGAGACUGAUGGAGGGUUGACAGGAGACUGAUAGAGGGUUGACAAGGGAUGGAUGGACAGCUGACGGGGGGUUGACGGGGGGGCUGAUGGAGGGCUGCGACUGAAGGUCCUCAAUUUAUCUGAUGAGUCUGAUAUUUUAUGUUUGGAGGGAUUUUUAGUCGCUGUCUGAAAACAAAUUAAAGCCAAAAAUAACGACAGAAAACAUGUUUUUUAGUGUUGAUGAAUUAGGAAAUAAGCUAACAGCAGCUAUGCUAAUCAUGCUACGUUAGCUGUAACAUGAAACUGUCUCUCCUCUGCAGCUCGCAGUGCCACAGCAGCAUCAAAACACUACAUGAGACCUGCUGCUGUUUUUAUUGCCAAUAUUUAAUCUGUCCACCGGGGGCAGCAGAACACGCUGAUCAACAAUACAACAUCUGACAUGUUAUCAUCUCCUAAAGUAGCUGUGGCUAACGUGUUAGCAGCAACAUGAUCAUCCCAUUAACAGUUGUGAUAAUCAGUUGUGGAGUUCCUCAGGGUUCAAUCCUUGGUCCUUUGAUUUCUUCAUUUUACAUGAUCACAUGACAUCAACCAUCAGGCCCCUCCUCCUCACCAGACUGUCAGCAGCUGCAGCGUCUUCUGUCUUAAUAUACUCAGGAUUAUUUUACAGAGUAUUGGUGAAGACACUCAGUUGUGUGUAGCACAAUAAAGCCUUAAUAAUCCAGUGAAACAUGAUCUCCUGACCUGAAGCUUCAUCAGACAGAAACCUGGCCGAAGCCUUCAGAGACUAAACUACCAGCCGCCAGCCUGUAAACCAGAACCAGCCGGUCCACGGUGACAUGUCAGAGCAGCAAUCGGCCUAAACCAUGUUGUGAUUGGAUGAUUAUUGUUCCUGUAAACUGACAUAAAUGUUCCUUAUUCUGGUUAAAAUUUCUCCUCAGGUUCACAGCUCAGGACACCAGACGAGACAGUGGCAGAUCCAGGACGGGUUAGACGAGCUUUACAGAAUAAUUAUGGGAAAUACUGUUAAACUGCUGCUUCCAGCCUUUAUGCUAAGCUAAACUAAGCUAAGCUAAGCUAACUGUGUCCUAAUCCCUGAGACAUGAGAUUGACAGAGAAUGUUUCCAAAAAUGUCAAACUGUCCCUUACAGCCAGCAGCUGACGAGGAUCAGUUUGAUUUCAGGGUGUGACCUUCACCAAAGACUUCCUGUUGUCCUCUGCAGGACCGAACCAGCUGAUUAAAUCUGAACCAAUCACUAACCAUCUCACCAGCAUGAUUCUUUUCAUGGAAACUUCACAGACCUGCUGUCAGCUGUUCAGAGACAAAUAUUAAACUGUGAACAUCAGAAAUAAAAACUUCUAUAAUCUCA